Molecule: messenger RNA, 883 nt
Organism: Centropristis striata (black sea bass)
Lineage: Eukaryota; Metazoa; Chordata; Actinopteri; Perciformes; Serranidae
Gene: pthlha
Product: parathyroid hormone-like hormone a
Exons: 4
Biological process (GO): regulation of chondrocyte differentiation; osteoblast development; adenylate cyclase-activating G protein-coupled receptor signaling pathway
Cellular component (GO): extracellular region
Molecular function (GO): hormone activity; peptide hormone receptor binding
Source: RefSeq, a predicted model, not a curated record
AUGAACAUGAACAACUGUUUCAAAGUCUGGCAGCGGUUGGGACCAGAGGGUCGCAGGUUCGAGUCCGGCCUGCAGCUCAGAUCUUGCUCUCACUCUUUCCCCCCUCUUUCCCUCAAUCUCUCGCUCUCUCUUUCUCACUCCAUCUCCCUUGCUCUCUUUCUUUCUUGUUCUCCAGUUACAAUAUCUUUAAAGAGAGUAAAACUGAUUUAAAGUAACCGUACAAAGCGCUCGGUGACCCACGCCCAGCUGAUGCAUGAUAAAGGCCGAACGCUGCAGGACUUUAAGCGUCGCAUGUGGCUGCAGGAGCUGCUGGACGAGGUCCACACGGCCGAGACGCGGGAGCUCCCGGUCCGGACCACGGCCACGGGGGGCGGGGCCAGCAGCGGCGGCGGCGGCGGCGUGGGGCUGCCCGCCGUCAGCCUGGGCAUCAACCUCAGCACCACCGGCAGCACCCUGCACUCCAAACCGCCCGGAGGAACCAAGAACCUCCCCGUCAGCUUCAGGCUGGAGGAGGAGGAGGGCACCAACCUGCCGCAGGAGACCAACAAGUCCCAGAACUACAAGGAGGCCGUGCUGAAGGCGCCCAAGAAGAAGAAGAAAGGAAAGUCCGGCAAGAGGAGGGAGGGCGAGAAGAGGAAGAGGAGGGCGCGCUCGCUGGGCCGAAGGCUGCAGGAGGAGGAGGAGGAGGAGCAGGGCAGCGGACUCCUCCUGGAGAGGAGGUCUCUGCUGGGCCUGGAGAGGAGGUCUCUGCUGGGCCUGGAGAGGAGGUCUCUGCUGGGCCUGGAGAGGAGGUCUCUGCUGGGCCUGCAGGGGGCGCUGCUCUAGACGCUGUCAGCCUCUGACACAGGUGAGGCAACGCAGCAACACCUCCACUUCUAGAGCA